AAAGUAAAAAAGGAAAACCGUGGGCAGAUCCCAAACACAGGGGGAGCCACUGAACCCCACGGUCCCAAGUUACAGUGCUCUGGGUUCCCGCACGGAAUCACUCUCCUGAGUACGAGCGUCUCGGAAACCGGAAGCGGAAGUGUGCCUCCUUGUUCUGUGCCCGUCCCGCUCCGGUGUGAGGUCGGUGUGGCAGCAGCUGUUACCUGGAGGCCGCGGAGGUGGGACCUGUGUAUCGGCGCGUAGACAGGUCUCAGUUGUGCUGCAAGGAGAACUAGUCCAGUCCAGGCAGCUGGGGACCUCUCGCGACCAUCUUGCACAUCCAUCGAACACAGGGAAGGAUUUCAACUGCUCUGGUUGGUGUGUGGACCAGACAUUGUUCACCUGCCUCCAAACUGCCCAGUGCUCUGCUUCCAGUCCUGUCCCUCUUCCUGAAGUGGCUUCUUGGGCUCAGAGACGACAUUCCCUUAGACUUCCAGAAGCUGGAGAAAGAAAUGGACUCAGUGGUUGUUGAGGACGUGGCCGUGGUCUUUUGCCAGGAAGAGUGGGCUUUGCUGGAUACUGCUCAAAAGAAACUGUACAGAGAUGUGAUGAUGGAAACCUUCAGAAACUUGGCCUCAGUAGAUUCUCAAAACAUUAAUGACGGAGAAAAGCUGUCCAGUGAACAUACGGUGGUGCGACUCAUGGAGAAUAACCUCUGGUCCUCCAUGUUAGGAGAAAUCCACGACCAAUCUCAUGGCAGUAAAGAUCAGCUUAAAAACCAGAAGAGACAUUUAAGAAGUCAUACAGCAGAGAACCUCUGUGAAAGCAAUGAAGGCAAUCCGUGUAGGAAAACCUUCAGCCAGAUUCCAAGUCCUACUGUGUUAAAAAGAAAUCCUCCAGAAGCAAAUCGUUUUGAAAGCUGUGAGCAUGGAAAAGCUUUCCUGAGUCACUCAUCACAUAAUCAUCAUGCCAGAUCUCACAGUGGAUGCAAUAUCUGUCAGUGUAAGCAGUGUGGAGAAGCCUGCAAUUGCCCUUCUCACCUAACCGCUUCUUUGAGAACUCUUAAUGGGAAGAAACCCCAAAAAUGUGAAGUAUGUCGGAAGGACUUCAUUUGUAUCUCAGCCCUCAAGAAUCCUCUGACAGUGCUGACUGGUGAGAAAAGCUAUGAGUGUAACCACUGUGGGAAAGAUUUCUCUAGUUCCUUAUCCUUUUGGACACAUGUGAGAAGUCAUAAGCGUGAAUGCAGAGACAGUUGUAAAACCUAUAGUCGUCCUGUAUCCCUCAUUUUACAUAAAAAAUUUCAUAGGAGAAAUAAGUCUUCUGAAUGUAAGGAAUGUGGGAAAGCCUUUAGUCGUUCCUCAUACCUCACUACACAUAUAAGAACUCACAGUGGAGAGAGACCUUAUGAAUGUAAGGAAUGUGGGAAAGCUUUUCGUGAGGCCUCAUCCCUCACUAAACAUAGAAGAACUCACAGUGGAGUGAGGCCUUAUAAAUGCAAGGAAUGUGGGAAAGCCUUCAGUCGUUCGUCAUCGCUCACAUAUCAUAUAAGGACUCACAGUGGAGAGAGGCCUUAUGAAUGCAAGGAGUGUGGGAAAGCCUUUAGUCGUUCCUCAUCUCUCACUACACAUUUAAGAACUCACAGCGGAGAGAGGCCUUAUGAAUGUAAGGAUUGUGGGAAAGCCUUUAGUCAGACCUCGAGUCUCACUACACAUAUGCGAACUCACAGUGGCGAAAGGCCUUAUGAAUGCAAGGCAUGUGGGAAAGCCUUUAGGUGUUCCUCACACCUCACUACGCAUAUAAAAACUCACAAUGGGCAGAGGCCUUACAAAUGUAAGGAAUGUGGUAAAGCCUUUAGUCAGACAUCAUCCCUCAGUAAACAUAUAACAAGUCACAGUGGGUUGAGGCCUUUUAAAUGUGAAGAAUGUGGGAAAGCCUUUAAAUGUUCCUCAGACCUCACUACCCAUUUAAAAAUUCACAGUGGACAGAGGCCUUAUGAGUGUAAGGAAUGUGGGAAAGCCUUUAGUAAUUCCUCAGCUCUCACUAAACAUAGAAGAAUUCACAGUGGAGAGAGGCCUUAUGAAUGUAAAGAAUGUGGCAAAGUCUUUAGGCAGCCUUCAAACCUUGCCACACAUAAACGAAUUCACAGUGGGGAGAGGGCUUAUGAAUGUAAGCAAUGUGGGAAAGCUUUUAGGCGUUCCUCACACCUUAGUACACAUGAAAGAAUUCACAGUGGAGAGAGGCCUUAUGAAUGUAAGGAAUGUGGGAAAACCUUUAGUCGUGCUUAUUGUCUGUCCGAACACAUCAGGACUCACACUGGAGAGAGGCCUUAUGAAUGUAAGGAAUGUGGGAAAGCCUUUAGUUGUUCGUCAUCACUCACUCAUCAUAUACGAACUCAUACUGGAGAGAGGCCUUAUGAAUGUAAGGAAUGUGGGAAAACUUUUAGUCAGUCCUCAGCCCUCAAUACACAUAGAAGAAUUACAGUGGAGGGAGGCGUUAUGAAUGUAAGGAAUGUAGGAAAGUCUUCAGUCGUUCCUCACACCUUGCUUCACAUGUAAGAACUCACAUUGGAGAGAUUACUCUGUGUCAAAAGUGGGAUGUUUCAUCCUUACUGCUAUAAUUUCAAAUAGCAACUUUCUAAAAGUCUGCGAUUACAGAACAAAGUUUCUCAGUGAAUAAGCGAGCAAUACUAAGUCAAAGAAGGCAUCGUUAGAGCUACUUUGUGCCUUUGGCAGAAAUGACAGUUUCAGCGUAACUGUGGGGCUGUCAUCAGUGUGUGUUUCUCAGUCCAAGCUAAAGACGUCUGAAAGUCUUAGGCUGUUACAGAUACAGCGGUAGCAAAUAGCCUUGAGCAAAUGUGGUUUUACAUUUUGUAAUGAUUUUAUCGCUGUUAUUUCAUAUAGAAUUAAAAUACUCGUGUUGGGUUUAAAAGUGUUCUUUUUUCCUAUUUAACACAUUUCCUUCCAUUGUUUUCUAUUGUAAAGGUAACUUUUUUACAAAUUUCUCAUAGGGCAGUGCUUUCAGACUGUAAAUAUUCUGUUUUUCAUAAUAUUUUGGACUACUAAUUUUAGUAUCCGUUGAUAAUUAUUACUUAUUAGUAUUAUCAGUCUGUUGUUUACCAAAUGGUAUUUUCUGUUCCAUUCAUUUUCUCUGUGUUUAUCAAUUGGAAUUCUGCAAAAAAAUAGCUUUCUCUUUCCCUUAUUUAUUAAAUUCUUUAUAGCAAUAUAAGCAGCACUUGAAGUAGUAACAAGUUCCAUUCCUAAAUCUGCCUGUAAGUUGAAUUUGUACUUAAGUUGGAACAGCUAGGUACGGUUCACGUCUGUAUCUACCAUAGGUUAGUGAAAUGUUUGUCGUCAUAUGUAGAGUAUAGUGUAGGUUUCUUUGCAUAAAAAACAUUAAACACUUCCAGAUACACUAAGGCAGUGUUAAUGAUACAGAAAUGAUAAUAAUAAUGUUUUGAUAAUAAUGUGUUGCAAAGUCAUGCCCAUUUGUUACUACAAAUCCUUGCCGCUUCACUGGAUUCCCUCUUGGUGUGCCUUCCAUAGCCCCGACAUUGGGAGUCUAGAAAGCCACUCACAUUGAUAUUGUGCGUGCAAACCCCUACAAGCACCAGCCUCUACCUGGUUCCAAGUAGUGAGAUCCAGCUGUGAGCAGACACUGCACUGUUAGCAGGCAAGUGUCGCAGGGCCAGUGUUUCUGUAGGAAGGGGUCUUAACUUACAAUAAGCUUUAUGGGCAUUGGUUUAUAACUACAGGUUGUAUGUACAUCAGACGUUCAUAGCCUGGGAACUACUUGUAUAGGCUAAUCCAUAUUACUUUUUUUUUUCCUUGCUGAAAUUACCCCGGAUUUGGUUAUUAGGAGCUCACUUAACUAGGUUCAUGUAUUUAUUUGACAUGACCCCAGUACAAUUUCAGCACUCCUUUCUGCCAGCGUUCAGUGAUCAUCUUGUCCUUUUCCUCCCUGAGCCCUGGCAUCAGACUUUUCUCCAAGAAAGCCUGGCUUCUCUUAUAAGAGAAUGAUACCUAGAAACAAAAGUCUGGACAUUAGAUAUGCUUACUGCUACUAGGCCCUCAAAGUGGGAAAAAGUAGUAAAUAUAUGUGUGUGAGUGUACACAUGCAAAGACACAUUUAUACAUAUUUCUGUAAGUAUCUGUAUGUAUUUUUAAAACCAUGAGAUUAUACACAUAUCUCUGAUUCCAGUCCAACACCACAGGGUUCAUUUUAGCCUUUUCUGUUACUUUAUGUGUUUACUCCUUUCUCUAAUAGCGAUACUCCUGGCUUUCAUUAUCCACACUGUAUUGUUUGCUGAAUCUGAGAAUAUACGUAAAGCAGAUUCAGAAUUGGUAGCUGUGAGGCAGUGCACCUCCUCGCCGAAAGCACUUUGGCCUUUGAGUUUCCUGAGAGUCAGAGUGCAGCUGAGUCUGAAGAGUGAGGCCAGAUAGGAUCCGAGGGAACACCUGGUGAUCUGGUGUUAACCUCUUGAGGCAUCAUUUAGCUUUCAUGGCGGACUGGCCUGUGAAAGCACAGAAGGCAGAGGGUUAAGGGAGCUUCCCAGAUGUUGAGAAACAGCCAUCCAUGUGGAGGGUACAGUGUCCUGGGGACAUGGCAGCUCUGCACUGGGACCCUCCCACACCUUGCCCCAUGCAUCUCUUCAUUUGUGUCCUUUUUGGUUAUAUAUUUAAGCCAUUAUUAUCAGGUUGGCCUUUUUGUGAAUUCUGAGUCAUUCCAGUGAAUUACUAAACCGAAUGAAGUCUCAACAUUAAGAGACCUGGGGACCCUUCGUUUUGUGGCUCAUAUUCUCAGGGGGUUAGAGGGGAGCCCCAGACUUCUGGCCAGCAGUGAGAAGUUAGGAGUCAUUUAGACGCCCGGACUCACAGCUCGUGCCUGCCUCUUGGGCUAUCUGAAAGACGAUGUCCUUUUAACUUGUGAGGUCUGGCUUAGCCCUGGAUGGCUAGAGUAAGAAGGAGAAUCCUGCAUGGGUGGCUGGUGUCAGAAUUAAACAAGGACAGGAAUCCAUGAUUUCCACCUGACGCAGUUGCCCUGUGAGGUGGGACUUUUUUUAGUCUCCUUGGCAUAGGUAGUUGAAGCCAUUAAGUUCCAUCUUAUCCUAAAACUGGCCUUUUAACUACAGUAUUACACAAUUGUUGGAAUUUCAGUGAGAGAUGGAAAAUGCGUUGACCCAGACUGAUGUCUGUGUACAUGAUAUCUGUACAUAGUAAGGACUCAAAUAAUUCCUGAUGAGUGCAUGAAUGAAUAAAUAAGUGAAUAUGUUUAGAGGCAAUCAGGCAGAGACUUGCUCAAUUUCUUGCCUCUGCUUACAAAGGUUUCCACUCCCAUGCCCAUCCACACCUCCACACUCUGUCAGUGAAAAAUUUGGCCCUCUCCAUCAGCUCUGGGUCCCUUCCCUUCUUUUCUGCCCCAUCUCGCCGUCAAUAAUUCACUCUCUCUCCAGUGCCUUCAAUAUCUCCUGUCUCCUGUUUGCCCUUAGUAUCCAAUUUCUCCAACUUAAUUGAGCCGUCUUCCAUUUUCAGCUCUUUUCACAAUCUUCAUGUUUAAGCUUCUUUGAAAAGGUGGUACAGCCACCUACAGUCCUGGCUUCAACCAUCAACCCAAUCAACUCCCACGUGUCCACAUCUCCAGCACAGAUCAGUUUCCCAGACAUAAGCCCCAAACAUCCUAUAAUCAUUACAGUAGGCUCUAAACAGUUUAUCUUGCCAUACUCGUAUCCUUUAGCCACUUCACUACUGCCGGUGGAAUGUUGGUUUUCAAACUCAACGUCUGCCUUCUGUUGCUUAUCAUCUGUAUUUCCACCUCACCUGGCUAAAAUACAUUUCCCUCUCUGUUUAGUUUUAAUCAAGACUUCUCUGUAAGUCCACCACUUCUAGGAACCCUUUAAUCAUCUCCCCAACUGCCCUUUCUCUGUACUCUCCUGGUACUACUCUUCCUUGGCCCCUAGUGUAGUACUGGUUAUGCUCUGUGUCAUUCAUUAUAAAUCAAUGCUACUAAAUUCAUAUACCCUCUCUAAUUUUGUAACCAUGUAUGUAAGUACAGAAUUUCUGGCUGGUUGCUUUCAAAUCUAGGGUGUCAUUUGUUAUUGUUUGCAGUUUCUGCCUUUUAUCCUCAUGACUGUGGGAAGCACAGGUGUUUUAUAUCUGUGUGCCUGUUUCUCCUGUCUCUGCUUGUUCGUUCCCUGUGUGCCUGAUAAUUCGUUGUUCUUCUGUUAGACAUAUUCCUUUCCUGACAGUGUUGUGAGCAGGGUUCAGCAAACAUUUUUGUAAAGGGCUAGAUAGUAAACAUUUUCGACUUUGCUGGCUGUGUAUUCAUAUUUGGAAACACCUGACUCUGCAGUUGUAGCUGGAAAGCAGCUGUAGACAGUAUGUCCUUGAAUCGUUGUGGUCAUGUUCCAAGAACAUGGUAUGUACAAAAGCAGCUGUUGGGCAGGUUUGGCCUGGAGCUGUGUAGUGUGUUGACUCCUGACUUAGAGAACAGAUUCAAAUUCAGGAAGCAGGCUACUUAUAGAGGACAUGGUAAAAUUAAUAUCACAAAUCACAUGCAGCUUACGGUCUGCUUUGAGACUCACCUGGUAGACGGUUUAGCAUGAGUACGUCUCUCAGGCUCUGCCCUAUAUCCCUGGCCAGUGCUGAUGUGACUGUCAGACUCACCAUCAUCCUGACCUGCCCCUAUACCGAGGGUUCCAGUCACCUCAGACUCAUGGCAGGCGUUGAGUUUCUUCUCUUUAUGGUGAUGGAAAAUUUGACAACAGAUAUUGCUGAUGGUUGCACAGUAUGAUUCAUGUAACUAAUGUCAUUAAAUUGUGCACACAGAAAACGUUCGUCAAAUGUGUUUUUUGUAUAUAUGUGUACAUAUUUUAACUGAAAAUAAAAAACAAUUACAAUGUAAGGCAGAGAGCUUAACUGUCCUUGUUUUCUUGUAUUUCAUGUAUUUUAUUAUUCUUAUUGUCUUUUAUAUUUGGAAAAGAAAAUACACAGAGGAAAAAAUAUUCAGAUCGUACAGGGCGUACAAUGAAAAGUCUCUCUCACUCUUGAGCUGAGUCAUCGUCCUCAGAGGAGUCCCUGUGAUCAUUUUCUUGUGUCCAGAGAUAUUGUAUGCAUAUACAAAUACAAAUGACUUCUUUUGCUCAAUAGUAGAUUACUGUACAUAUUUUUUGUACCUUGCCUUCUUGUAUUGUCACUUAACAUGUAUCAGAAAUCACCUGCACAGCAUGUAAGGAUUGGCCCCUCUUUCUCUAACAGCUAAAAUGAUAUGUAUUUUACGAAUGGACCAUAUUAUUCAGUUCUCUAGUGAAGACGAUUCCUUUUCUUCGUUCCUAUUGACAAUGUUACUAGCCACAUUCUUGCUCUUCCUGCACACGUGUGAGUAGUAACUGUAGAAUCAGUUCCUAGCAGUGAAAUUUUGUUAGAUCACUGGAUGAAUUUUGAAGUGUACACUCCAAAGUUUGAUAGAUGCUACCAGAUUGCGUUCUGUAGGAGCUGUGCCAUUUUAAACUCUACUGAUAAUAUAUAAACGUAGCUGUUGGUAAUGCCAACAGAGCAUUACCAAAUCCUGGUCUCUGCCAGACUAGAAGUAAAAAAAAAAAAAAAGUAUUGCAUGGGAAUGCCACUUUGGAA
Loxodonta africana (African savanna elephant) is the source of this 7604-nucleotide messenger RNA. Its product is annotated as zinc finger protein 345-like. Gene Ontology annotation, molecular function: DNA-binding transcription repressor activity, RNA polymerase II-specific. NCBI's taxonomy places the organism in Eukaryota, Metazoa, Chordata, Mammalia, Proboscidea, Elephantidae. Gene Ontology annotation, biological process: negative regulation of transcription by RNA polymerase II. The record is from RefSeq and is a predicted model, not a curated record.